Messenger RNA from Tigriopus californicus, 1954 nucleotides. RefSeq lists its product as uncharacterized. Gene Ontology annotation, cellular component: SCF ubiquitin ligase complex. The transcript has a single exon. The coding region runs from base 16 to 1605 and encodes 529 amino acids. Gene Ontology annotation, biological process: SCF-dependent proteasomal ubiquitin-dependent protein catabolic process. Lineage: Eukaryota; Metazoa; Arthropoda; Copepoda; Harpacticoida; Harpacticidae. The record is from RefSeq and is a predicted model, not a curated record.
CGCCCAUAGAUAUAUAUGGGUUCGCCUAACCCCCUGGGCCAGGGCAUGAAAAUGCCUAACGAAGCCCGAGGUGUGGUGCGUUCUUUGGCACAUAUCUGCAUAAAAAAUGUGAUAGCCAAUAUGGAAAAUCUUUGGUGUCGGAAAUUUGUUGAACAUUUCUUCAAACAGGCCCACUGGCUCUAUGUCAUAGGCCCCUUCGAUAGCCUCCCCCCCAAGCUCUGCCAUGACAUCUUUGAAAGCAUGAUUGAGCGCAAACUUUUGCGUAAACAUCAUGUCUAUCUGAUGAUCCAUCCCAACUUCACCAAGUUAAACUGCAGUCGCGAAUCCAAUGAGUUGGCUUUGAUUUUGUCUCUGGUCAGCACUCGAUGCGCCGCUCUUCAAGAAUUAAACUUAUCUGGCUGUGCUAAACUACCCAAGACUGUCUUCUUGGAGGAGUUUCCUACCAUUUCCAAGCAUCUCCGACAUUUAGAUUUGUCUCACUCCAGUGCUUCUGACGACAUCCUGUCUGUCGUGGGUGUCUAUGGACAAAAACUCGUAUCCCUUAAACUGAGUUAUACAAAUGUAACCGAUUUAGGGUUGAGAACAUUAUUCUUUCCGGUGAAUCUGGACGGUAAACCCGAUCCUAGGUAUGGACAAGUGAAGAGUCUCCAAAGUCUCGAUAUCUUUCAUUGUGGAAUACGUUCUGAAGUCGCCAGUCAAAUUUUAUCCGCAAACCCAAAGUUAAAGGAGCUCAUCUACGAAGACUCGGUGGAUGCUGUGGCCCAUUCUAAACGCUUGGAUCCUGAAGCUCAAAUACACCUAACCACGCUUCACUCGGUCAAUCCCGAUUUAGAAGCUAGUGCUUUGGACAUUGCUUUGCGACAUUGCCAUUAUCUGGGACGUUUGUAUGUUUCUACUUUCAAGGAAAUGAACGUUUCUGCUUUUGAAUCGCUUUCAACAAAGAGUUCAACCUCUUCAACCCACGAGCUAAAAGAAAUUCAUGUUACCAACGAGCAGGGUAUCAACGCUAUUUCGAUGAUUGACGUGCUCUCCCCAGUCCUAUUUGCUCAUGGUAACAAUUUGCUCUCGUUGAAUUUGGCAGAAGUCCGGGAUGUUUGCAUCCCAUUGCUGGUGCAGACGUGUCGUCAGUUGGUGCAUUUAAGCCUUCAAUUCAAUGAAGAUUACGUGGAAAAUGUACCUCACUAUCUGUUGGAUGAAACUAUCGAAAAAAGGUUACCCCGCUUGAGGACACUCAAGGUUCUUUGUCAAAUCAAGAAGAGCUUGUACGCAACUGAAAACAUCUAUCCAGGAUCGAGCGACCUUAAAAUUCUACUUAUAUCUCCGAAAUUGGCUAAUAUCCACUUGUCCCACUGCGAAACGUUGAACGAUUCUGUUUUGUUAGAAAUUCUAUCCGAAAACACGUUGAAUCACUUGACAAGUCUCGAGCUGGACAACUGUAACGAAAUAUCAUUCGAAGGCUUAGCACCAAUUCUUCAAGGUGAAAAUAACUUGAAUCAGGUUUCAUUUAAGAACUGCAAGGAGAUAUCCCGGAAACAUGCCCAAUCGUACCAAAAAUACCUCAAACAAAAAAAACUUUUUACCAGAGUUCAAAUGGACUGGUCCUAAAACGGAGACGCAGGUGGUUCUUAAAUAAACAAAUUACAACGAAAAAGUGCUUCGAUUGAAUAUUAGGUUGUACAUUUAAUACUCGUGAAAUGUGUCAACAGUGUAUACAACGAUCAUACCAGUUAGUUAGGUCACGUAGACCGGACACAAAUACGUAAGCCGAUAAAUCACACCAAAAGCUUCUCGAUUUCGUUUUGAAUGGUGGUGAUCUGGGGCUUGAUUUGAGAUCCUUCAUUUUGGGUGAUGGAAGCCGAAAUCACGGACCGUGACACACCGCAAGCUCGUCCCAAAGCUUGCUUGGAGCGAACAAACACAUAAGGAACGUUCUUGUCCUCGCACAACAACGGAA